This is a messenger RNA of Columba livia (rock pigeon), 6344 nucleotides long. RefSeq names its product RB binding protein 6, ubiquitin ligase (gene RBBP6). Gene Ontology annotation, cellular component: nucleus. Gene Ontology annotation, molecular function: zinc ion binding; nucleic acid binding; ubiquitin protein ligase activity. Lineage: Eukaryota; Metazoa; Chordata; Aves; Columbiformes; Columbidae. Gene Ontology annotation, biological process: protein ubiquitination; ubiquitin-dependent protein catabolic process. The record is from RefSeq and is a predicted model, not a curated record. Bases 510 to 5921 code for a protein of 1803 amino acids. The transcript has 18 exons.
GCGUGGCUUGCCGGUGCGCCUGCGCGGGAGGCGCUGGCGGCGGCCCGUGCGGUUGGCGGCCGGGAAACCCCUCGGCGCAGCGCAGGGGCAGGGCCGGCCCAGCCGCCAUAGCGAGCGCUCGGGCCUGGUAGCGCUGCGGGCGGGAGAGGGCGCGGAGGCCGAGCCGGGGCCGCGGGGGCCUCUCCCCGUCGUCCGCCCGGGCUGCGAGGGGGAGCCAGGAGGGUGCAACCGCGGCCCAGCUCGAUCGUUGAGGGCCGGAGCCGUUGCGGGGGCCGGGGCCUUGCAGCGCCGCCGCGAUGGAGUCCUGAGGCCUCCGCCAGCCGAGUCUGCCUGAGGCCGCGGGGCCUGGUCAUGGCGGAGGGCCGCGGCCUCUGAGCGCCGCCGGCUUACCCGAGCUCAGCCCGCGCCGCUUACCCCGUCCCCUCGGUGGGCCCUUCCCGCGCCUCCGCGGGCCCUGACCGGCGCGGAGCCCGCGGUGCCGCCGGCGCGGAGCAGGCCCGGCCCCGACCAUGUCGUGCGUCCAUUACAAGUUCUCGUCCAAGCUGAACUAUGAUACGGUCACCUUCGACGGGCUGCACAUCUCCCUGUGCGACCUCAAGCGCCAGAUCAUGGGCCGCGAGAAGCUGAAGGCGGCCGACUGCGACCUGCAGAUCACCAACGCCCAGACCAAAGAAGAAUACACAGAUGAUAGUGCCCUGAUUCCUAAGAACUCCUCAGUAAUUGUUAGAAGAAUCCCUAUCGGAGGAGUUAAAGCUACGAGCAAAACAUACGUUAUGACUCCUAAAUCGCACAAAAUCCUAGAAACUGCUUUCAGAAGUCGAACUGAGCCAGUGAGUGGGACAUCAAAAGCAAUUGAUGACUCUUCUGCAUCUAUUUCUCUGGCCCAGCUUACUAAGACCGCCAAUCUGGCUGAAGCCAAUGCUUCCGAGGAGGAUAAAAUAAAAGCUAUGAUGACACAAUCUGGCCAUGAAUAUGAUCCAAUCAAUUACAUGAAGAAGCCUUUGGGCCCACCCCCACCAUCAUACACCUGCUUUCGGUGCGGGAAGCCCGGCCACUACAUAAAGAACUGCCCAACAAAUGGGGACAAAAACUUUGAGUCUGUUCCCAGAAUUAAAAAGAGCACAGGAAUUCCAAGGAGUUUCAUGAUGGAGGUGAAAGAUCCCAAUACAAAGGGUGCUAUGCUAACAAACACUGGAAAAUAUGCAAUACCAACUAUUGAUGCGGAAGCUUAUGCUAUAGGAAAGAAGGAAAAACCUCCCUUUUUACCAGAAGAGCCGUCCUCCUCCUCAGAAGAAGAUGAUCCUAUUCCAGAUGAGUUGUUAUGUCUCAUUUGCAAAGAUAUAAUGACUGAUGCAGUUGUUAUUCCCUGCUGUGGAAACAGUUAUUGUGAUGAAUGUAUUAGGACGGCGUUACUGGAAUCUGAGGAACAUACAUGCCCAACAUGUCAUCAGACAGAUGUUUCUCCUGAUGCUUUAAUUGCCAACAAGUUCCUGCGCCAGGCUGUGAACAACUUCAAGAAUGAGACGGGUUACACAAAAAGGCUCCGUAAGCAGGUUCAGCAGCAGCAGCAGCAGCAGCCGCCGCCACCGCCUCCGCCAGCACCGCAUCCCCCGCCACUGAUGAGACAGACCAUCACGCGGCCGCUGCAGCCGCUGCUCCGGCCGGCGCUGGCCCGGCAGCAGGACCCGCUCAUGAUCCCGCUGGCGUCGCUGGCCUCGCGUUCGGCCGCGCUGCCGUCGCUGGUGCCCGGGCAGGCGGCUGGGCUGCCGGUCAACCCAUCACUGGUUGUCUCUGAUCUGCCCCCAGCCGUGUCACUGUCUCUCCGCGGGGAAAAGCCAGAUGGGCCUUUUCGUGACCCUGAUUCUGUUUUACCUCCCGCUGCUCUGGUGACUGCCGCUGAACUUUCUAAAUCUUCCUCUCUGUCCAUCAGCAGUUUGUUGGAAGAGAAGGGCUAUCAGGUUCCUGUACUAAGACAACCGGCAUUGCCGAGUCUUCUGGGCCCCCAAGGACAAUCAAUACCCACAACUGGUCACCCAUUGAGAGCCGGUGCCAUUCGCUCAGCAGGUGGCAGACCAGGCUGGGAACUUGCAAACCGAGGCCGCCCACACAGUGACCGUGCCCAGAGGACUCAGACCCCGUCGCUUCCAGCAUCCGCGCCCGUAUUCGUGCCCGUGCCCCCGCCGCCGCUGUACCCCCCGCCACCCCACGCGCUGCCGCUGCCGCCGGGGGUGCCGCCACCGCAGUUCCCGCCGCAGUUCCCGCCGGGGCAGCCCCCAUCCGCAGGGUAUGGGGUCCCCCCACCGGGAUACCCCCCAGCUCCUGCCAACCUGUCAUCAGCCUGGGUACCCACCGCAGUGCCAGCGGCGCAUUCCAACGCCAUCCCGACCACACAGGCGCCUCCUUUGUCUAGGGAGGAGUUUUACAGAGAGCAACGGAGACUGAAAGAGGAGGAAAAGAAAAAGUCCAAACUUGAUGAGUUUACAAAUGAUUUUGCUAAGGAAUUGAUGGAAUAUAAAAAGAUUCAAAAGGAGCGUAGGCGUUCGUUUUCCAGGUCCAAGUCUCCCUAUAGUGCUUCAUCUUACUCUAGAAGCUCGUAUACCUACUCCAAGUCACGGUCGGGUUCCUCCCGCUCUCGCUCCUACUCUCGAUCGUUUAGUCGUUCCCAUUCGCGUUCCUACUCGCGAUCGCCGCCGUAUCCAAGACGAGGCAAAGGGAAGAGUCGUAACUAUCGUUCUAGGUCAAGGUCACAUGGGUAUCACCGGUCAAGGUCAAGGUCACCCCCGUACAGAAGAUACCAUUCACGGUCAAGGUCUCCAGUGUUUAGAGGCCAGUCUCCCACUAAACGGACAAUCCCUCAAGGGGAAGGAGAGAGGGAGUAUUUUAACAGAUACAGGGAAGUCCCCCCCUACGACAUGAAAGCGUACUAUGGCAGAUCUGUGGACUUCAGAGAUCCCUUCGAAAAGGAAAGAUACCGAGAGUGGGAAAGGAACUAUAGAGAAUGGUACGAAAAGUUUUACAAGGGCUAUGCCGUUGGCGCUCAGCCUCGGCCUCCAGUCAACAGAGAGAACUUUUCUCCAGAGAGGUUUGGUCCACCUGGGACCAGGCGAGAGAAUUCACCGUAUGCGCGGGGACGUAGGGAGGAGUAUCCUGGUGGGCAGAGCCACAGGAAUCGUAAUAUAGCUGGAAGUUACCCUGAAAAACCUUCUGGCAGAGAGAGCCACAGCAUCAAGGAUCCCACAAAAUCAAAAGAGAAGGAAGUGGAAAAUCCACUGGGAGAUGGCAAAGGAAAUAAACAUAAAAAACACCGAAAGAGAAGAAAAGGGGAUGAGAAUGAAGGAUUUCCCAAUGCUGAGUUGUUAGAAGGUGCAAGAAAACCAAGAGAGCCAGUUACAGCAGAAGACGUUAAAACAGACUCUCUGUUCAUGGUCCCGAGCAGAGAUGAUGCCACACCUGUGAGAGAUGAGCCCAUGGAAGCGGAUUCGAUUGCUUUCAAACCCGUGUCUGAAAAGGAGAAAAAAGAGAAGGACAAGCCAAAAGCAAAAGUUGACAAAACAAAGCGGAAGGUGGAAGUGACUGCUGCUCCAAAGAAAGACAACGUGGUAAAACCAGCUAAAGCUUCCCAAGAGAAGGCGGACACCGACCGGGAAAAAUCUCCUCGAACAGAACCUCCCGUGAAAAAGGCGAAGGAGGAGUUGCCAAAGACAGACAGUGUUAAAGCGUCUUCCUCUCAAAAGGAUGAGAAGGCUCUUGGUACCCCACGGAAAGUUCACCCGAAAGCAACAAAAGAUCAUCCAGAAACCAGACCAGCCAAGGAGGAAAAGGCAAAGAAAGACCAUCCGAAAGAAACCAAGUCAGAGAAGCCCUCCAACAAAGAGGACAAGUCAAAAAAGCCUGCUGAAAAAAGCAAACCUUCCGAUGCAAAACCUGAAAAAAGAAAAAGAAAAGUAGAUGAAAAGGCUGAUAAAGAGCACGAAGCCACUUCCACAAAGGCCUCUAAGCCAGAAACUGCUGAAUCGAAAACAUCACCAAAGGGGAAGACUGAGCCUGAUGGUGAAAAAGGAGAGCGAACUCCAGAAAAGGAUAAAUCUGCUUCUAACAACCCCGCAAAAAAGAUUAAACUGAACCGAGAAACUGGCAAAAAGAUUGUGAGUGGAGAAAAUGUGCCACCCGGUAAAGAGCCUGUUGAGAAACCUGAGCCGAGCAGCAGCAAAGUGAAACAAGAAAAAGUGAAGGGAAAAGUGAGAAGAAAAGUAGCAGCAGCUGAUGGGUCUAGUUCAACUCUGGUAGAUUACACCAGCACUAGUUCUACUGGAGGAAGCCCCGUUAGAAAGACAGAAGAAAAGACAGAUACAAAAAGAACUGUCAUUAAGACCAUGGAGGAGUAUAAUAAUGAUAUAACUGCCCCUGCUGAAGAUGUCAUCAUUAUGAUCCAGGUCCCGCAGUCCAAGUGGGAUAAAGAUGACUUUGAGUCUGAGGAGGAAGACAUUAAAUCCACCCAGGUGCCCACAAACAUCAGCAAACCUGCUAGUGUUAUAAAAAAUGUGAGUGCUAAGCCACCAAACCCUGUAAAACACAACGAAAAAGAGACGGAGCCUUUGGAGAAAACACAGAAAACUACAAAAGAGGCGAGUUAUGAAAGCUCCCAGCACGACGCAAAAAGUUCAAAAAGUUCUGUCUCGAACGAAAAAGGAAAAACCAAAGACAGGGAUCAUUCGUUGUCAGAUAAGGACACUUCUGAGAAGAGAAAGAGCACUGUUCAGCCGGAGAAAGACCACUCGGAACGUGCAGCUGAGCAAGGAAAUGGCAAAAAUAUUUCUCAAUCUUCCAAAGACAGCCGAUCUUCAGAGAAACACGACACUGGCCGUGGAUCCACCGCUAAAGACUUCACUCCGAACCGAGACAAGAAGUCUGACCAUGAUGGCAGCAGAGAUCAUUCUAGUUCCAAGCGCAGAGAUGAGAAGGGUGAAUUUGCAAGGAGGAAAGACUCCCCCUCUCGAACCAGGGAAUCUGCGUCAGUCCAGAAAAGUAAACCCAGAGAGGAGCGAGCGGAGCCGUCCAAAAAGGGCCCUGGAGAAGCCAAGCGGAGCAGCUACAGCCCCCCGCGCGAGCGGAAACAGGCUGAGCACAAAGCUGCUCACGAGCCCAAGCGUCCAGUGGAGGAACACAAACCUGCGGAUAAAAAUUCAGGAAAAGAGAAAGAGAAGGAGAAGGAGAAAGAAAAGGAGAAGGAGAAAGAGAAGCACGUACCAGAAAUGAAGAGCAAUAAAGAAAAAGAAAAAGAGAAAGAAAAAGAGAAAGAGCCAGCUGGUACUAAACCACCUUUGAAACAAGAAUCCCCAGAGGUAAAACCUGAGAAAGAGAACGUGAGUGCACAGAACGAUAAGAGCGUGGUCAAGCCCAAGCCUCAGGUAAGCAGCUCCUCACGCCUCUCUUCCGACCUGACGCGAGAGACCGACGAGGCUGCCUUUGUGCCCGACUACAAUGAGAGCGACAGCGAGAGCAACGUAUCUGCAAAAGAGGAGGAAGCUCCGGGGAAAAAUCCUAAAGAGCCGAAAGAAAAGGUGGUUGAAAAGGCGAAGGAGGAGCCGGUAGCGGCUGUGGCCGCCGAGCAGCCCGAGGUGAGUCAGAGCCAGAGCAGCCCCAGCGUGAGUCGCAGCCGCAGCCACAGCCCGUCCGAGAGCCAGACCCGCAGCCACAGCAGCAGCGCCAGCUCCGGGGACAGCCAGGACAGCAAGAAGAAGAAGAAGAAAAAAGAGAAGAAGAAGCACAAGAAGCAUAAGAAACACAAGAAGCAUAAGAAACACCUUGGAAACGAAACGGAAUUGGAAAAGAGCCAAAAACACAAACACAAGAAGAAAAAGUCGAAGAAGAGCAAAGAUAAAGAGAAAGAUGACCAAAAAGUGAAAUCUGUCCCUACAUAGAACGACAGAUAAUAACAAAAUGACUUAAUUCCUAAGUCAUCUGUAUUAAAUUUUGUUAAAAUGUAAACGAAUUCAAGCGUUGUAAAUAAUGACAUGAAAGACCCUGUGCUGCACUUAAAAUAUUGCUGCUUGAUUAUUUGAUUUUUACAUCAGAGCUUUAUAAAGUGAACAUUUUGUACAGAAUUGUGAGUUGUGACCAUGUAACAUGAAAGGUUUUGCUGGGGCAUCUUAUUUUUAACCACCGUUAAUUAGUUUGGGUGGAGUUUACUGUACUGUGAAGAUUUUCACAUUUGAAUUUUUUUUUUAAUUGCCUGGCAGAAGCAGCUGGUAUCAGUUAUAAAAUACCAGCAGAAUGAUUUGCAGAAUACAUUACAGCCCUGUUAUGUCACUUUUUGAUUACAAUAAAAAGUUUUCAGUAAACUA